UUUAUUUUCUGGUGGUUGACUGGACAGUGAAUGUAUGUAAAAUAAACUCUGUGGUAACCCCGGGCCCACGUGUGUGGAUUUAAGGUUAACAGAAAAAUUAAAAUAAUGGAAUCUGAAGCGUGUGUAAAGGAAAAAAUACUAGACAUGGAGGAGAUAGAAAAGAAUAUUCAGAAAAAUGUAGUGAAUUAUUGUAAAAUGUUGCCUGGCCAUGUUGAAAAAUGGAAAACGCUUUUGGGACAAGUUCAGAAACCCGCCAAAGCAUUGGGGAACUACUCAGAACAACUGCGUCAUGUCGAAUGCGCCAACAUAACUUAUCUCGAAAAUUUCACUGGUAUUCAAGAAACUUUGAAGUACAGAUUGUAUUGUGAAAUUGAAGAAGAGUUAAACCUGUUGAAGGGGAUCAUUGAUCAACUGAAUAAAUCGGUUCAAGAUCUGAAGAACAAACUUUCACUUCUAGAACGGUGUACAUUAGACCUAAACUGGGAGUCCAACUCACAACUUAUAAAAGGAUCACCUAUUCAACCACCCUUGUCUCUCAUUCUGGACAAAGGAUACGAAUUUUGCCUUUAUUUUUCAAAAGCAAUGAAAGUUAUAAACGAGAGAUUAAAGAAUAUAAACGUUAGAGAUGAGGAUUGUAUGAAGCAGUUUGAAGAAAGCUUCAACGUUAGCCUUGAAGAAGACUGUGUUCGGAAGUGUUUAGCGAUUGUACAAUAUAUUAAUAAUGAGAAAAACCUAACUUGAAAUAUAUAUCUUUGUCAAAU
Acanthoscelides obtectus is the source of this 761-nucleotide messenger RNA. The record is from the annotation of a GenBank genome assembly. NCBI's taxonomy places the organism in Eukaryota, Metazoa, Arthropoda, Insecta, Coleoptera, Chrysomelidae.